Tetrahymena thermophila SB210 is the source of this 993-nucleotide messenger RNA. RefSeq names its product thymidine kinase. The record is from RefSeq and is a predicted model, not a curated record. NCBI's taxonomy places the organism in Eukaryota, Ciliophora, Oligohymenophorea, Hymenostomatida, Tetrahymenidae. The transcript has 4 exons. Gene Ontology annotation, biological process: thymidine metabolic process. Gene Ontology annotation, molecular function: thymidine kinase activity; ATP binding.
AUGCAAUUAAAAUAACUUAUCAUAAAUAUCUAAAUAUAGUUAAUGAUAGCUAAUAUGGUGAUCUUAAUGUUACUAUCUAUUAUUAAGCCUUAUUUGAGUUGCUAACCAUAUGUAGAAGAAUGGCUAAUUAUUAUUAGCUUUAUUUUUUCCCGCAUAAAAUAUUUAAUUUAAAGAUUAGUUUUUCAUAAUUAUUCAUAUAAAAUUAAUUAAAAAAAAUUAACUUAAUCAUCAAAAAAAAAGUAUAUACAAAUGAGCAUUUCUAAUAAGGCUAGAGGAUUUAUUUCUGUCUAUUUUGGACCUAUGUUUAGUGGAAAAUCUACUUCUCUACUUAAUGAUAUUUUAAAAUACGAGAGUGAAUAAAAGAAAGUACUCGUUGUUGGAUUCGCACAUGAUAACCGUUAUAGCGACGAAGCUGAAAUUGUAACUCACCAACAUAAGAAACACCAUGCAGUCAAGUGCUUUGAAUUAAAAGAAAUUGAAUAAUAAUAUAAAAACUACGACGUUAUCGCUAUUGAUGAAGGAUAGUUCUUUUUAGAUAUUGCAGAUAAAUGUGAUUAAUACGCUAACGAUGGUAAAAUUGUUAUAGUUGCUGCUCUCGAUGCAACCUUUUAAAGAAAGGCUUUUAAUUAAGUAUUGAAUUUGAUCCCAGUUGCUGAAAAAGUAAUUAAAUUGAGAGGUAAAUGCUCAAGUUGCGAAGAAGAUUCAUCUUUUUCAAGCAGAAAAAUUAAAAGUAACUUAAUAGAAUUGAUUGGUGGAGAAGAUCUUUAUGAACCCCUUUGCAGAUCCUGCUUCCUUGCUAAAUAAUCUAAAUAAGAAGAGCUAGAUUAGGAAGAUAAUAGUUCAGAUGGUACAUCAGGCUGUUAUUAAGAAGGCUAAGAUUAAGUAUAAUUUGCUAAAAAUCCUAAUGGAGAAAAUAUUGAUAAUGAAGAAAGUAAUAAUAGUACAAACGAAACAAUAUCAGAAGUUGCAGAAUAAAUAAAGAUAAAGAGCUGA